AUGGCCACCAAACGCUCUUUCACAGAAGAGGACUUCUCCUGUCCCGUGUGCCGGGAUGUCUUCAAGGACCCUGUCAUCAUGAUAUGCAGUCACAGUGUGUGUAAAGUCUGUCUGCAGCAGUUCUGGGAAACCAAAGGAUCGAGAGAAUGCCCCAUCUGCAGGAAAAGAUCCUCAAAAAGAAACCCACCCCCCAACUUGGCGUUAAGGAACCUGUGCGAGACCUUCAUACAGGAGAGAAGCCAGAGAGAUUCAGUAGGGUCCGAGGUGCUGUGCAGUCUGCACAAAGAGGCCCUGAGGCUCUUCUGUCUGGAGGAUAAACAGCCUGUGUGUCUGGUGUGCCGAGACUCCAGCGAACAUAAGAAUCAUAACUUUAGUCCCGUUGUUGAGAUAGCAAGUGCAUAUAAGAAGAAACUGAAAGCAUGGCUGGUCAAGCUGGAAGAAAAGAUGAAGACACAUAAAGAAAUGCAACUAACCAUUGAUAAAACAGCAAAACACAUCAAGAACUACAAGAGUACAAUGGAAAGUCUGAUCAAUGUGGCAAAGCACCUGGGCAACCUGACGUUCAGAGUCUGGGAGAAGAUGCAGGAGACUGUUCAGUACACUCCUGUGACUCUGGAUCCCAACACUGCAGCUUCACGUAUCAUCCUGUCCGAGGAUCUGACCAGUGUGAGACGUGGUGAGGAGAGACAGCAGCUUCCUGAUAGCCCAGAGAGAUUUGACUACUGUGCCAGUGUGCUGGGCUCCAAGGGCUUCAACUCAGGGACUCACUGCUGGGAUGUGGAGGUUGGGGAGAACACAUGGUGGCAAGUGGGCGUGAUAUCAGAGUCUUUCCAGAGGAAGGGAGACAGCACCUCUAUGAGUGGACGCUGGUACAUUCGGUGUAAAGACGAUGAAUAUAGAGCACGUGCUCCUCCAUACAUCUCCACUGUCCUCACGGUGCAGCAGAAACUCCAGAGGAUCAGAGUGCAGCUGGACUGGGACAGAGGAGAGCUGUCAUUCUCUGACCCUGAUAAUAACACACAUCUACACACUUUCACACACACUUUCACUGAGAGAAUGUAUCCAUACUUUAAUACUUGUGACCUUCCUCUGCAGAUCUUACCAGUGAAGGCCUCAGUAACAGUACAGCAGCCCAGCUAG
Molecule: messenger RNA, 1140 nt
Organism: Sardina pilchardus (European sardine)
Lineage: Eukaryota; Metazoa; Chordata; Actinopteri; Clupeiformes; Clupeidae
Product: zinc-binding protein A33-like
Exons: 5
Coding region: 1-1140 (379 amino acids)
Biological process (GO): protein ubiquitination
Cellular component (GO): cytoplasm
Molecular function (GO): zinc ion binding; protein binding; ubiquitin protein ligase activity
Source: RefSeq, a predicted model, not a curated record